AUGGGCCCGAUGCACUCCGCACCUCCUCCGUACGAGACAUCUCCUUCUCAACCCGCCCAUCAGACGCUCGGCGGCGGCGUUCCUGGUUCUGCACCUACGCCUAAGUCACACCGCAACUGCAAGUAUGCUGCCGAACAGGACUCGUCCAUGUUGUCCGACGGCUCCGAUGCCGAGGUUGGUGACAUCCAACGCCCGCCAAAGAGGAACUGUCUUCCCACCGGGGCGCCCUCCUCAGGACCGCACCCGGCGGAAUCGUCAUCUUUCGCCCCUCAGCGCAAUGGAGAGGGAACCGGACACUCUGCACUAGAGGAGCUCACCUCGCGACUGGACCGCUUGGAGAAGCAGUUCAUGAUCAAGAGCCCGGCAGGCACCGAGUUCAGCGGAGCUGGCCAGCGUUUGCCGCUAUCUCCAGAGACAAUACGAGGACUGACGGUAAAGAGAGGCGCUCUGAGAACGCGCUUUUUUGGUCAGAAUAGCUUCGACGAAGCCAAGGAUUUCAUGGCAAACCAGUCUAAGAUCGACGGUAUUCGAGACAUCAUGUAUGGCUUGCAGGUGCUUCACAAGAGGAUCCAAGAAGAGUACCGAAAGUCACUAUCGCCGAUAUCCGUCUUUGCCGACUCGGUAGUGCCUGUUAUGAAGCGCAUGCAGGAUAUUCUGCCCAAGAAGGCCAUCUGCGACAGACUGCUGACGUCUUACAUCGACACCUCCGAGACCAUUUACCGAAUGAUCCACGUACCCACCUUUAAGGAGCAACAUGAGCUAUUCUGGGAAGGCAAAUUGCCGGGGGAUGCUUUUCUCCCCCAGCUUCUGACGGUCUUGUCCAUCGGUUCAAGAUUUGAGACGAAAUCGAAAGGGCUUGGCCACGAACGCGUUGAGGGCGUACACAUUCCGACGGCAUGUGCGCUUGUCAGGUCAUGGCUGGACGGUUUGAAGGGCAAGCAGCUGGUUGACUUGACUACUUUGCAGACGGAGAUUCUACUGGUUCACGCGCAGAGAAUGACAACACCGCGACCGCAGGAUUCUUGGGCACAGUUGGGAUACAUCGUUCGGAUGGCCAUGACGAUGGGCUUGCACCGAGACCCGUCGGAAUUUGAACCGAGAGUACCGGUGUUCUUCGGCGAGCUGAGGAGGAGACUGUGGUUCACGAUUCUCGACAUGGACCUGCACCUGUCGCUGGCGUGCAACCUCUCGUGUCUCGUUCGCGACGGAGACUUUACCUGCCGACCACCACGAAACCUAGACGACAAGGACCUGUUCUUCGAGAUGAAAGAGCUGCCGCCCAGCAAGCCAAUCGAUCAGCUCACCGAUAAUCAGAUGCAGGUAUAUGCUGCUAUGACUCUAGGGGUACGAAUGCAGGUUGCGCACUUGAUCAACCGCGUCGAUUCGAUCAGGGACUACAGCGAGGUUCUCGAGGUUGGAACGAAACUGGACAGAUUCUUGGAGGACAUUAACUACUUGUUCCCGCGCCACGGCAUUUUGAACGAGGUUGAAAAGAGCAAGCAGUGGCGAUCCAGGGUCAUACUCGACAUGCACGUGCGACGGCCCUUGUUGGCACUCUACCGCCCCUUCGCCCUAGGAUUGCCAGACGCGCCGUCGCAGAUUUCCAGAGCAUAUCUACGGUCAUCCAUGGUCAUUAUGCGAUACCUCGACGAACUCGACCCCCUGCUCACCCACUUCCAAGACAUCAGCGACAUGUACCACAUGGUUUUGAAGAAGGAUAUCUUGCAGGCAGCUUUCAGUGUGUGCUUUUACAUCAAAGCAGCGAUAGAGUCGCACGCCAAUGGCAACACUCUGGGGAUCUCAUCGACCGUGGCCAUGUCUCCCGAUCCGAUGGACGACGGUGUUGCGUUCAGCACCGAGACUUUUGCGCUUUGGUCCCCGUCGCGCUUGAUUAAGACUGUGGAGAAAACGCUCAACUUGCUCGUCCGCAACGUUGGCGGCAACGACGUCAAGGACAUUGUUGCACUUUCCGUUGUUCUAUCAUCGGUGCAAUACACGAACCAGGAGCAAAAACUGCAGGACAUUCGACGCAGUCUCCAAAGCGUUCUGGACGCUUGCAAGACAGCCACCAACAACAAUCCCGAGAAGAUGUCCCUGCCAGUUACGACGCCAGCCGAUCCAAUGGACCCCUACAUGCAGACGAGAGCGCCAUUCAUGUUCCAUGCGAAUGCGUCGACGGCUGCGGUAAGUGACUAUGGCGGCUGGCAGCUGUGGGAAGGCUGGGACUGGGCUGAUUCGUGGUCGGCAGACUCCGGAUGA
Molecule: messenger RNA, 2259 nt
Organism: Colletotrichum chrysophilum
Lineage: Eukaryota; Fungi; Ascomycota; Sordariomycetes; Glomerellales; Glomerellaceae
Exons: 3
Coding region: 1-2259 (752 amino acids)
Biological process (GO): regulation of transcription by RNA polymerase II; DNA-templated transcription
Cellular component (GO): nucleus
Molecular function (GO): DNA-binding transcription activator activity, RNA polymerase II-specific; zinc ion binding; RNA polymerase II cis-regulatory region sequence-specific DNA binding
Source: RefSeq, a predicted model, not a curated record